AUGGCUCACGAGAUGUUUCAUCACCUAAAGCACCAUAAAGGGGAAAAAUGUCAGAUGGCUUUAAAGCUAGACAUGGAAAAAGCUUUUGAUUUUAUAGAAUGGAAUUUCCUUUUUGCUGUCAUGAGAGUCUUGGGCUUCAACUCGACCUGGAUAAAUCUUAUAAAGGAAUGCAUUUCAACGGCCUCCUUCUCUAUUCUCAUCAAUGGUUCCCCAAAAGGCUUCUUCAAUGCACAGAGGGGACUUCAGCAAGACUAUAAUGACAAUGAGAAUUCAGGAAUUGUGCCUCUGUUAACAUGGUAUCAGAGCUGCUCGACUAGCAGUCUCAUUGAUCCAUGGCCACGCACUCAGGUUCAAAUCACAGCAUACCUUAGAGGGCAAGAUCUCUACUGCUAUGUUGAUGGUUCCCUUCCAAGUCCUCCAAAAUUUCUUGAACCAACCAAGCCAAAUCCAGAAUUUCUUACCUGGACUAGAGUUGAUCAACUAGUUCUUAGUGUUCUUUUUUCUUCGUUGUCAGAUUCUAUCCUUGGCCAUGUGUUAUCUUCAUCUACUGCCCAAGCACUAUGGCUCACACUAAACUCCAUGUUCACCUCUCACUCUCAAGCCAAGGAAUUCCAAGUUCGUUUCCAACUUACUAAUCUCUCUCGUGGAGAUCAGUCCAUAUCCGAUUAUUUUGGUAAAGUAAGAUCACUAGCAGAUACUUUGGCAGCUAUUGGAAGUCCUCUCCAUGAUAAAGAAGUAGUUACAUACCUGCUUUCAGGACUUGGCCCAACCUAUGAGUCAUUUGUUACCUCAGUGACCACUCGGUCCGAUCCCCUUACCACACAUGAACUUUAUCAGCUUUUACUUAUUCAUGAGAAUCGCAUGAGUCAUAACUUAAAAAAUAUCUUUGAUCCCUCUGUCAACUACACUACUAGUGCGGGUCGAGAUCAACGUGGUGGGAGAUCUUAUUUUCGUGGUGGUAGACAAGGCAAGGGUUGA
Molecule: messenger RNA, 978 nt
Organism: Juglans regia (Persian walnut)
Lineage: Eukaryota; Viridiplantae; Streptophyta; Magnoliopsida; Fagales; Juglandaceae
Exons: 3
Coding region: 1-978 (325 amino acids)
Source: RefSeq, a predicted model, not a curated record